AUGGCAGGGAAGGGCGCCAAGGCGACGGCCGCCAAGGCGGCGGAGAAGGAAAAGGGGAAGAAGGCCCCCGGCUCCCGCUCCUCCCGUGCCUGUUCCCAGGAGGAGCCAGUUCCAAAGAAAGAUGUGUAUCAAUUGUUUGCUGAGAAGGUUCGGGAUAACAAGCAGCUGGAAUCGAGAUGGGCUGUCAUGCAAGAAACUCGCGUUGAGUAUUUUCGUGGAAAAGAUUUUACUACCUUCAUCAAGAAUCAUCCAGAAGUUGGGGAAAUUUUAGGGCCGGAUAAAGAUAUGGAAGCUGAAGAUAUUGUCAACACUUUGCUUAUCAAGAACCUCGUAAUAAGGUGUGACCGAGUUUGGAAAACUGUGAGACCAGGAAAGAAAAAGUUAUCAUCCUGGCCUGCUCAUUUGGAGAUACAUCAGGAACAAGUAUUCACUGAAAAUGAUGGUUUUUACGCUUGGAUGUUUCUCAAAAGACGGACCUUGUGGCAGACGAUUCUUUCAUUUAUCUGGCCUGUCUUUGCGUUGGCAGUCUGCUUAUUUCCAGUUUACCCAUACCAAUGCAAGAUUGUGGUACUGUACUCUUGCGCUGGAGCUUUACUGUUCAUUGUAUCCCUGCUUUUGUUAAGAGCUGCCAUCUUUGGCGUACUAUGGGUUCUUCUUGGAAAACGGGUGUGGUUCUUCCCCAAUAUAAAUGCAGAGGAGACCACAUUUAGAGAACUCGUUCGGUUUUGGCCUGUGAAGGAUGAGGGAGAGCGACCAAAGUGGACAUCAAGACUUUUCUAUACUACUGUUGCCUUAUUGGUGAUAUUGCUGCUUAGACAUCACGCUCCAGAUGAAGCAGCUAGAGCGAGGUACCAAAAGAAGGUUUCUAAUAUAAUUGAUGAUGUCCUUGAGUGGUCUCCGAAGUUGGCUCUGUCUGGGAUGAUGGAUAAACAUACUGAGGAUAAUGUGACAGAAACUAGCAAUUACACCAGCCAUGCCACAACGAGUACUGAAGAAUGUACAGAUGCAGCCGAGGAUGAGGAUGCAGAUGAAACCCAAGGUGCUGCUGAUGAUACGAGAACAAGAUCUAGUGAAGUUUAA
Messenger RNA from Triticum turgidum subsp. durum (durum wheat), 1080 nucleotides. Lineage: Eukaryota; Viridiplantae; Streptophyta; Magnoliopsida; Poales; Poaceae. The record is from the annotation of a GenBank genome assembly.